This is a messenger RNA of Protopolystoma xenopodis, 333 nucleotides long. NCBI's taxonomy places the organism in Eukaryota, Metazoa, Platyhelminthes, Monogenea, Polystomatidea, Polystomatidae. The record is from the annotation of a GenBank genome assembly.
AUGUGUAGUCGAGAUGAGAUAAUGGAGCUUGAUUCCACUGCUCCAGCCUGUGAUCAAACAGCGAGUGGUCAGGCAAGUCUUUCGAUUGCCUCGACUACUACCAACCGUAUCAGUCUGACUGGCCGUCUCAGCGUGAUAGCCGCAAGACUGGCCGAAGCAGAAGCACAGGCUGCGGAGAUCGCAGAGUGUCAGAAGAUUACGGACUCGACAGCCGGGUGGUCACAGUCGUGGCUUGCGUCUGCGUUAGAUCCAGAGGUCUAUAUGCGUUCGCAGUUACGAGCCAUGGGGCAAACCACGGGAGGUAUGCAUUUCACAUGUAUGCUACUAUUAUAG